Cylicocyclus nassatus is the source of this 3229-nucleotide messenger RNA. The record is from the annotation of a GenBank genome assembly. Lineage: Eukaryota; Metazoa; Nematoda; Chromadorea; Rhabditida; Strongylidae.
UUUUACUAUUCUACGGCCCAACUUUAUCCUGAUAGUAUCAAUCAGAUACGGUGUAGCAAUCUGGCGGCGUCUCCCGCAAGAAGGAGUUGAGACUCCUAGAAAAUCGACCAUCAAAGUCUGGCGGCGUUUCCACGCGAGGAGUUGGAUCCUUCCGGAAGUCGACCAUCGUGAAUGAUGAGCAGCAUCGACAGUUUCAUUACGGCCUUCGAAAAUCCCGGCGGCAGCACUACUAGUGAUGAUAUGCCGCUCGCGAGUGGGGAUGCACAGAGCGAACCCAGACGCCUUAGAUCACCUUAUACACGUCCUUACCCAGAAUUCAAGAAGAACGGCACCUCUGGCACGAAAGUUCAAUUGAAGGCAAAUUUUGCUCGAAUCACCCAGAUGCCCGACGUGUUUUGUACACAGUAUCAUGUAGAAUUUGAGCCGACUGUAGCGUCCAGAUCCUACCGGCAUCAAAUCCUUAAAGGGGAGGAAAUGCAGUCAUACAUUGGCUCUGCAUUCAUAUUUGAUGGAAUGAUCAUGUAUACUGUGACCAGCGCCAACUUUGAAGGUGAUUAUGUAUCAACGCAUCCCCACACGGGCGAGAAGAUUGUCGUGCGACUUCAUAGAAGUGUGCGGUUUACGCAAGAGGAUGCUCAGACUAUUAAUUGUUACAACAUUGUCAUACGAAAUUGUCUUGAUAUGGUCGGCAUGAAACGUUUGGGAAGAAAUCAUUUCGACGAAAUGGAAAAGAGGCGUCUGGAUCACUAUGGAAUGGAAGUUUGGCCGGGAUUUGAGACAGCAGUGCGCCAUUACGAAGAUCAACUAAUGCUCUGCAUUGAAAAUCGUUUCAAAAUGAUACGUACCGAAUCCGUUUGGGAAAUUAUGUGCCGUGAAAGAAGCCGUCCCAACCAGGAUUUAAAUAGUUAUGAAGUGACGUUGCAGAACUUGUUGUAUGGAGAAACGGUCUUUGCUCGCUACAACAACAGAAUGUAUCGCAUUAACCAUAUUGACUACGAGAUGACACCAUACUCGGAAUUUACACUUGCUGAUGGAAAUGUCACAUCCUUGAAAGCCUACUUCGAGAAACAGUAUAAUCUUGUAAUUCGCGAAGGCAAUCAGCCAAUUUUGGUCAGCGAAGUCAAAGCCAAACUACCUGGUGAAGCGCCGAUGGAAGUUUACCUGCUACCCGAACUUGUCUAUCCUACAGGACUUACCACCGAAAUGAGGCACGAUUUUCGUUGUAUGAAAGAGCUUUCCGCCUAUACACGUUUGGAUCCGGAAAGAAGAAGUGAGACAACGAAACGCCUGCUCGACAAGAUCACUGGAAAUGAGAGAUGUGUUGCUCUCAUGAGAACAUGGGGGAUUGUCCUUAACAACGAUCUCGUCAGUUUUCAUUCGAGAGAACUAUCACCGGAAAGACUUUAUGGAGCCGCUGAUCAAGGUUACGCGGGUGUGCGCGCCGAAUGGGCGAGACAUGUGAGAAGUCAUGGAACCUAUCGCGGAAUGUUUCUUCAGAAUUGGGUCCUCAUUGCUCCAGGCACCGAUGAUGGGAGACGUUUGUCUGUGGAGUUUAUUAAUGAAGUUGAAAACAUCUAUACCACCAUGCAAAUACGCUUUUGUCACCCGAUGGUGGAAUAUUGCUCAGAUGCAAGUCCUAAAGCUUACCGUAAUGCAGUCGAGAACGCAAUGGCCAGGGCUGCCGGACAAUCCAUACACAUGAUGGUGGUGAUUUUGGCCGAUAGCGGCAAAAUUAGAUAUGACUCGCUGAAGAAAUGGCUUUGCACCGAGACAAACAUACCAUCACAGUGCGUGCAACUGUCUACCCUACGUGGUCCGCCUAGGGAUAAUGGUCGCAGUAGGAAUUUUGCUUCAAUCGUACUGAAAAUUGCAUUGCAAAUGAACUGCAAAAUGGGUGGAGCACUUUGGAAGGUUAUCAUUCCUAUGAAAAAAGCUAUGAUUGUUGGCUAUGAUUUGUACCACGACUCGAGCCUUGAGGGAAAAACCUUCGGCGCUUGUGUAUCGACUAUGGACGAGAAUUACACCGAAUUCUUCUCGCAAACUCGCGCACACGUAAAUCCCACGGAGUUGGGAACAAAUCUUCGCUCUUUUGUGAAAGAAGCGCUCAAGAAAUAUUUCCAAAGAAACCAUAAAACGCUACCAGAGAAAAUAUUUCUGUACAGGGAUGGCGUUGGAGAUGGGCAAAUUCCCUACGUCGUGGAUCAGGAAGUAAGCCUGGUUCAACAAGCUUGUGCGGAAGCUGUACAGAAAGCGGGGUAUCCGGCAGGCACUAAAAUCAAACUGGCAUUCAUCAUUGUUACGAAAAAAGUAAACCUGAGGGUUUUCAAAUGGAGUCCCAACGGCAGACUUAGCAAUCCCGAUCCCGGUACCGUUGUGGACUCGGUCAUCACAAGACCCGAACGCUACGAUUUCUACCUCGUACCUCAGUAUGUAAACCAGGGUACGGUUACACCGGUUUGUUAUAAUGUGAUUUACGACGACACCGGUCUGGAACCAGAUAAACACCAUAAGCUGGCGUAUAAGCUUUGCCAUCUGUACUAUAACUGGCAAGGGACCGUGAGAGUUCCUGCACCUUGUCAAUACGCACACAAAUUAGCUUUCCUGGCCGCUCAAACACUUCACCAGGAGGCUACCGAAGACUUGCGCCACAAGCUUUUCUUUCUGUAAUAUCUGUCUGAAUUGCUAAUUUGAUAUUUUCCAUAUUGUCUUUAUGUUUACUAGAUUAGAUCUCAUUUAUUUGUGGUUUCAUUUUGUUUUGAAUCCCAUUUAUUUGUGGUUUUAUUUUAUUUCACUCCUUAGUCGUACACUAGCUGCAUCAAAAAAUGAGACAAAAGUUAGCCCAGCAAUGGUUUUGUUGAUCUGGUGAAACAAUGUUGUGCCAUUUUUCCAGUGUUCCAUAAUUUAACUUUUUUAUCAUCCUUUUUUUCUAUGCCAUUUCAGUAUCACUCGCAUCUUACUUAGUAAUUCUUUCUUACAAUUAGUGCACAAUAAGCUGGUAUCAGCAAGCGGAUAUCGCCGCUGUGAAUAUGCGAGUUUUUGAUUAAGAGUAUUUUGUUUUGCUUUUUCAUGUAUUUGUACUCAAUGGGAACUACGAGUCUCCCACAAAUUUAUUAUUACUUCCGAACAAAGCUUGAUCAUUCAGAACAACAGCUCUUCUGUCUAUUUGCCAGUUGUCCAUUUCACUUGAUAAUAGGGCUUUCUUUGUCAUGCACUUUAUUUACAACUCAUG